AUGAGUCUCGACUCGUGCAACUGCCUGUGCCCGCCAGACCGCCCGACGCGAGAGCUAGUGCUCUGUUUUGAUGGAACAGGGAACACUUUCCGCGUGGAUGGCGGGGAUAGCAACAUUCUCAAGAUCUUCCGCAUGCUAGACCGCAAGAAGGAAAACCGAUACUGCUACUACCAGCCCGGCAUAGGAGAAGACAUCAGGCCUGGGACCUUCGCCAACGCGGCUGUCCGUCCCUUUAGCAACAUCGCCCCCAACGCGAUCAUUGAUGAGGCGCUCGCGACCUCUUUUGCCCAGCAUGUUAUCUAUGGAUACCGAUUCCUCGCUCGUCGCUGGAUCCCCGGAUCGCACAUCUACCUGUUUGGUUUCUCGCGCGGGGCCUACACGGCGCGGUUCCUCAACGAGAUGCUUGACUUUAUCGGGUUAAUCUCAGCUGAUAACGAGGAGAUCAUGCCCCUUGUCUGGGAAGCGUUCACAUCGUAUAAGUUUGCCAACAGUGGCAAGGAAUCCGAACAGGCCGAGUAUUUUCUCCGCAUGUGCCGCGACACGAUGUGCCGAUCGGUGGGCCGCGUGCACUUCCUUGGCCUUUUUGAUACAGUCAACAGCGUGGCGAAGUUCAACAUCUACGAUGACCAUAGAGACAUGCGGAUCCAACCGAAACCGCGAAUCAUGCGACAUGCAGUUAGCAUUGAUGAGCGCCGAAUUAAAUUCCAGCCGGUCUACUUUUCUGGCGACCAUAGCGACGUUGGUGGUGGAUGGCCGCGUGAGUUGGGCAGAGACUAUGUAGCCAGCCAGAUCCCCCUUAUGUGGAUGGUGGAGGAAUCCAUCGAUGCCGGACUGUCCUACGAGCCCGAACAGUUACACAAGCUUGGUUGCUUUGACUUCAAAAAGCAGGAGCAGAGCAAUCCAGAAGUGAUACACCAGGCCGAGCGAGCUAUCCUGCAUGAUUCCCUCAUGUACGACUCGGGCAAGGCGCUAGAGACGUUGUUCUGGCGAGUGCUCGAAUGUUUGCCCAUCAAGCGGCCCAAAGUGGCACCGGAUGGAAGGGUGCAAUCGACCCGAUGGCAUGUCGGGGGGUUGCGACGACCUCUGCCACAAGGAGCCAAGCUGCACUACAGUGUGAUUGAGCGCCUCAAGCGGGACCCGGACUAUCGGCCCUACAAUCUCGGGGUUGGAAAUUUGGCGGAGGUGGACGAUGUUAUUGAGGGAUGGAAGCAUAUUGUGCACGACAAGGAUAGCGGUCGUGACAAGGAGAUCGAGCAGGCCGACGAAGUACACGAGGACGAGCGGAGUCGGCGACGCCGCACGUUAUGCGAGUAUUACGUUUGGCAUAGAGAUGCUGUGGAUAGGCCGCGAACUAGACGGUCGGACCUGUGCUGUUGA
Molecule: messenger RNA, 1377 nt
Organism: Aspergillus niger
Lineage: Eukaryota; Fungi; Ascomycota; Eurotiomycetes; Eurotiales; Aspergillaceae
Exons: 4
Coding region: 1-1377 (458 amino acids)
Source: RefSeq, a predicted model, not a curated record